Messenger RNA from Drosophila takahashii, 3498 nucleotides. RefSeq names its product DENN domain-containing protein 1A. The record is from RefSeq and is a predicted model, not a curated record. Gene Ontology annotation, cellular component: cytosol; intracellular membrane-bounded organelle. Gene Ontology annotation, molecular function: phosphatidylinositol phosphate binding; guanyl-nucleotide exchange factor activity. Lineage: Eukaryota; Metazoa; Arthropoda; Insecta; Diptera; Drosophilidae. Gene Ontology annotation, biological process: endocytosis; endocytic recycling.
UCGGACCACCGACGGUCACACUGUUCGCGAUUUUUUUUGUAAAAGUGUUUUUGUUCUAUUUGCUUGCAUAAAACUGCGGGUUCCAAGUGAAAUAUCAAUUGUUGCGGGCCGAAAAUGCCAGAAAAUUAGUGAGCAGUGGUCCCCGUCCCAGAUCCAGAGCAAGCAGGUGCAAAAACCACGCGAACGGCGAAAACCAACCAAUGACGUCGCGAGUCUGAGGCGACAAAGAGCAGCAGGAGGAAAGUGGUGGCCGCACACCCGUAUUGUGUCAGCAUAAUCAGUAUUAGCAGUGUAAGCAGCCCGGAUUGAACACACAAGUCAAACGAACAUACCCCCUGACCGAGACGGAAACAUGUGCUAGACCUCCUCGAAAUGGGAUCGCGUAUCAAAAAUGACGUGAAGAAGCUCUUCGAGUUCUGGUGCGAGGUCUCCCCGACGCCGGGACUGGAGAGGGGCACAAGUCCCCGAGGCGGUGGCCCUGCCGCGCCCGCCGGCGUCAUCGUGGAGAGCUUCCCCGAAGGAUUCCGCGACCAGGAGGUGCUCACCGGCAUCCCAUCGUUUGCCUUUCCCUGCGACACAGCAAGCACCUCGGUGCAGACGUAUUCCUUUGUGCACACCACCGGCGACUCGAAAUGGCGCUUUGGCUUCUGCCGACAGGAUCCCAGGACGAACACGGCCAUGGUGAUCAUUACAUAUCUGCCGUGGCACGACACCUUCUUAAAGCUACUACCCAUUCUUGGCGAGCUGAAGCGGACGGGUUCCAACGGAUUCCGCGCCUUUCUGUCCGAGGCCUACAACCAGGGAGUUCCGGAUUGCGGCGGCAGCCUUAAAGUCUUUUACAACGCAGGGCACAGUCACUUUACCUUCGAGCGCCCACUGCAGUUCCAGUUGCCCAGCAUGCCAGAAAAUCACAACUUGAAUUUAUACUAUAACUUCGUGGAGCCCAAGGAGAUGAUUGCCGUGUUUGCUGCCAUGCUGGCCGAGCGUCGAAUUGUCUUCACCUCGAGACACCUGGACCGGCUGUCCUCCUGCAUCCAGGCGGCGAACGCAUUCCUAUAUCCCAUGGUCUGGCAGCACAUCUUCAUACCGGUGCUGCCGUGGGAGUUCAAAGACUACCUGGGUGCGCCCAUGCCAUAUCUGAUUGGUGUGCCAGAACCAGUGCUCGAAACUGUGACCAGCGAUGAGCUGGGCGAAGUUGUGAUCCUGAACUGUGAUACGAAAAUAUUCGAAAGCCCCUUUGACGAUGUGCACAAUCUGCCACCGGAGAUUGUCUCACAGCUGAAAAAGUAUCUGAAUCACACGCACGACCACAUCGGCGACCGGAUCUCGAAGAUCUUUCUAAACGCCUUGGUACAGCUGAUCGGCGGCUAUCGGGACGCGGUCGAGUACCACGAGACCAGCAAGACCUUCAAUUCCCAAAAAUUCAUUGAAUCUCGGCCGGCGCACCUGCGCCCGUUUCUUGCCAAAAUGAUGGAUCUGCAGAUAUUUGCGCAGUUCAUCGACGAUCGCCUGAAGAUGCUCAAUAGCGGGCUCGGAUUCUCCGAUGAGUUCGAACUGGAGACGGUGCGCUAUGCAGAAAAGAAGAAGCGCGGCCGCAACUACGCCAUCAUGAAGAACCUGAAGGACAAGACUAAUCCGGCUGUAAAGUCUGCCGUCAAAUCGGUAAAGGAGGGUUCUCGGGGCAUGAAGACCGCCUACAAGGGAUUCAAGACAAAGCUGCGCGAGAACGGCAACCAAUUUGGCGGCACGCACUUCCACUUCGGCCUGGGAUCGCCGAACCACUCGGAUCGUCCGGACGGCGGCAGCGGAGGAUACGUGCGUGGAGGCAAGGCCAUUGGAGCGGCCCACCACUCGGCGCCCAGUUCGCCAGUGACCAGCAAGCGGCUUGAUGGAAUCGCCUCCGUCACGGGAAGCAGCGGCAGCGCAGGAUCCGGCAGCAGGGAGCCGCGGGAGUUCCAGCGCCGCGGCCCCAUUCCGCUGGCCAUGUCUAGCUCGAGUAGCCACAUUCAGCCGAACGGCCAUGCGUACGCUGCGGGUGCUGGUGCUCAUUACGGUCAUCACCUCGCUGCGUCUCCUGCUGUUAGCUCGGCGAGCUCGCUCUGCUCAUCUUCGGAGAUGAACCUCUCGCAGGAGCUGCAGAACCAUCCGCUCUUCAAGACGCCUGCCGUGGACCGCAGUCUUAAGCCGAACGCAGAGCACAGGCGAGGAGCAGCACCGCCAGCCCGCCCGCCGCCUCCGCAGUCCACGCCCGCCUCCUACUACAAUCACCCGUAUGCCGCGCAUCCGCACGUCGAGGCGAAGCCACCAAGGCACACUUCCACGCCCACCAGACCGCGGCAGCCGCUGCCCACCGCCGACUCCAGCAGCUUUGACAGUCCGCCGGACGUACAAUCUCCGCCGAUUCCGCCCAUUCCGCCCCGCAGGCAGGGGAGCUCGAAUGCCAUCGUGGCCGCCACAGCCGCAGCCGUCAGUGCGGAGAUCAGCAGGCUGGAACGCAACUGCUGGCAGGACGAGCCCACCGGGAAUGAAUCGGCGCGGAACUCGAACGCCUCCUCGUCGUCGGCCACCUCGUCCUGCUCCUCGGGCGCCUCCUUUGUGACGGCGGCGUCGACGUUCUCGCACCUAAAUGUCUCCGAUCCGCCCGUUCCGACACCGCGGGCCAAGAGAGAGCAGCACCAGCCGUUGGAGGACAGCAUGAACGAUCUGAUAUCGCUGGACGAUAGCAACAACACCAGCUUCGACCUGGAGGACUUCGAUCCGUUGAAUCAGAACGCCCGGCCGCUGCCGCCGCUGAGCAAGGCGUUUGGUAAGAAGUGCAGCACACUGCCCGCUGGCGUCAACAGCAGUGUGGUGGCCAGCAGCGUCAGCAAUCCGCUGUACCCCUACUUCGCACCCAAGCACAUGGCCACCGUGGCAGCGGUGACGGGACGGACGCCACCCAUGCACCCACCGCCUCACAACCAGCGCAGCACCAUUGCCGCCAAGCCCGACGACGACUUCGAGCUGCUCCGCAAGUACGGACUGGACCAGUUCACCCUGAACGCCAACGGGACGGAGAAGCCACAGCAGCUCACCACCGGCAAGGGCAUGAACAACUGGACGACGUUCGAUUAGGGGCAGGGGACUGGACAACCCGCUUCAAAUAUGAUACCAAAAUAAGUGUGAUUGAUACAUUGUGUUGUAAAUAGCCUGAAGACAUGGGAAGAAUCAGAAAGGAGGCGACCGAUGACAGUAAAGUAAUCCUUAAAUACCCAAAAUUAUAUGUCUACAGUUAGUUAUAUUCAGUGGCCUGUUCAGCAAAGGAUCAAAUUAAAACGCUUGUUGUGUAAAUAACUGUUUAGUGGCAAGUUUAGUUAAUUUGCAUGAAUCGGAACUCUCGCUAACUACAUAUACAUAUUGUACACUGGACUUCCAAAUCAAAAGACAUAAGAAUCUAGAGUAGCAUGAAUUUAAGCCAACUAGCCUAACAAAUUACCAAUAAAAUACAAAUAAAUUCCA